AUGACCCGUGGUAACCAGCGCGACAUCGACCGCGAGCGCGCCCGCAAGCGCGCGGCUGCCAACGCGGGCAAGAAGGGCGGCCCCGGCCCGGCCGGCGGCAACAUCGGGCAGGCCCGUGAGAACAACUCCGAGAUCAUGCGCGAGAAGCAGCGGAGGGCCGAUGAGCGCAAGAGGGAGGAGGCCGCCAAGAAAUAG
Molecule: messenger RNA, 195 nt
Organism: Fonticula alba
Lineage: Eukaryota; Rotosphaerida; Fonticulaceae
Exons: 3
Coding region: 1-195 (64 amino acids)
Source: RefSeq, a predicted model, not a curated record